UGGAGCCAUGAGUUGGCACUUUCACACAACACAGAAAUUCCAUUUCUUGAUGAAGGCUUUGUAGUCUUACAACUAUUUUCACUCGACAUUCGAUAAUUUCACAAUACAACAAGCCCAGUUGACGAAUAUUCAAUUCACAAUAACCUUUUAUUAUCUGUGGAUGGUGCGAAGCUGCACUUGGUUGGAGUUAAUACAACUCGCAGCAUCGCAAAAACCAACGCAAUUCACGACAAUUACUACGAAAACGUAUCAAUCAUGCCUGUCAUCGCCUCUUAUGUCUCCUCUCAUCUCAAACGCGCCGCAAUUGCGUCUCUUUCUUCCGACGAUGCACCCUCUGUGCCUAGUAUCAUCACCAGAACCCUCACAGCACGCGAUGGAGUCGGCACGGUAGAUCCCUCUAGUGGUGUUACGCCUUUCGAGAAUGUUCCCAACAAAUUCGUCUUCAUAGUCCUUGGAUUAAUUGGUGCUGGCUUCGUUAUUACUGGUAUAUGGUUCUUCUUCAUCGCCAAGAAUGGUGGAUUUGUCUUUCAUGAAAAUGAUUGGGAUGAUUAUAAGUCUACCGUCUUGAGACGUAAAGGUCCUAAUGGUACUACACUUUCUGGAGGAUCAGAAGCCACGGAUCUUGGAGGUGGCAGUAUAGUGCAUGGAGAAAAGAAGAGGAGUACAUGGGGAAGGAAGAAUAAGAAGAGUAAGAAGGGGGGAAGUGGUAUGGAGAGGUCAAGAUAUAAGGACUACGAUGAGGAAGAAAGUUCGCUUGGCACACAAAGUGAGCUUACUUACAGCGAAAUGAGCGAGGUCAAUUAUCCGAGAAGGGAGAAGAAAAACAAGAAGAGUAGACUCCGUGGAGGUGAUUUGGGAGAUGUACCGGAAUCCGAAUAUGGCGAUGAUGUUGCAGACCUUCGAGCAUACCGACAUGAGAAACCAGCACGAGUUGGUGGCAUGAACAGGGAGAGCGAGUCUAGUAUCUGGGAAGGAUCUACCAAUGCUGAAGGCUCGACUGUCUCCGACGGACUUAUACAAAACCAGGAGAGAACACCAGAGAACCCCCCCGAAAGGCCAAGGAAGAGUAACAAGAGCAACAACAAAGACCACUACAAGAUUCGAAAGGUUGUCGGUACAGUUCAAGGCCCACGCCCUUCGACAAAGGAUAAUGGCGGAAAUUCGACUUUCUGGAAUAGACAAAACACCACCAAGAAGAGUUCAAGACAGAGCGAAGCUGAUUCAAGCAUAACGGACGACGAAAGAAUCAAAGCCGAAGCCAAGAAACUCCAGGAUAAGGGAAGAGCUGCUCAACGUAGAGAUUUCAGUUUCCGCGUUGGAGACGAUAAUAGCUCCGCGGCUGGAUCUUCUCUCAUAUCAGCUCGUGACGCAGCCGCGGUGAGAGAACAGGAGCGCCAUGAACGAGAAGCGAGACGCGCUAGACGUGAAGCUAGAAAACAAAGUAGAAGUCAAGCACAUUUGGCUCCACCUGCUUAUUCGGCCGCGGAAUCAAGUGUGGGUGGAAGUGAAUUGACUAGUGUACGAGAGGAUAGUGAAGUUAAUGGCGAUACUGGUCAUAAGAGUUAUCCUUGUUUUAUCCCGGGGUUGAGUAGUGAAAGAGGAAAUGAAACGGAUUACACAGAGGAUAGGAGGAAGAAGAGAAAUGGUGGGUAUAGGAGGGAGUAAUAAAUCUGGGAAAAUGAUGAUGGGAUGGAUGGAUAUGCUGUAUGAUUGAGUUUAGGAUGGACGAAGGGAAACGGAAACGAAAACUGGUCAGCAGAUACUGGCAUGAAAUACCAUACGAUGUUAUGUAUGUGGUGGUCGGAGCACGGAUGAGUGGAUAGACGGAUGGUGGAUGAACGGGUCGGAACUGUGGAUAUAAUGGAGAUGAACGAUUUCAUAAUGAGACAUGGUUUUCUUUUUCUUUACUAUAAGGAGUUUAUAUCAUAUGGCUACGGCCAAUUUAGGAUUUAUAAAUGUAUAAAAAUUAUAAGUUAGAUCGCAAGCAAUUAUAUGGGUAUAGUGAAUAAAUAGGGUUGAUUUUAU
Sclerotinia trifoliorum is the source of this 2025-nucleotide messenger RNA. Lineage: Eukaryota; Fungi; Ascomycota; Leotiomycetes; Helotiales; Sclerotiniaceae. The record is from the annotation of a GenBank genome assembly.